Oryza sativa Japonica Group (Japanese rice) is the source of this 1393-nucleotide messenger RNA. Lineage: Eukaryota; Viridiplantae; Streptophyta; Magnoliopsida; Poales; Poaceae. The record is from RefSeq and is a predicted model, not a curated record.
CGUCUCUCCUCCUCAGUCCUCACGCCUCCAACUCCAAGCGCCGCCUCCUCCCCCACCCCAAGCAAAGCCCCCAUCGCCGGAGAAGCGGAGGUGAGCCCGUCGCCGGCUGCUGCGGGAGGAUCAUGGCAGGGAGGGAGGAAGACCCCGUCGCGCCUGAGCGAGCGGAGGCCGCCAUCGUCGCCGGCGGCGUCAUGGCGAGCAGGGAGGAGAACCCCGCCCCCCGUGACCGUCCCAUUCCUGGAGGAGGGGAGGAGGAGGAGGAGGUGGGGGAAGAGGAGGAGGAGGAGGAGGUGGGGGAGGAGGAGGAGGAGGAGGACGACGACGACGACGACGAAUAACAUUGGUUUUUCUGUGUAAUAUGCAUGGGCGUUAUCUCCAAUCCUGUGGUCACGUGUAUGAGCUUGUGGGCAUAUAUUCUGCCGUUUAUGCCUGGCGCAUUACAUGUCUCGAGGACCUGCAAUCUUAUUGGUUGCGUGAUUUCAAUCCUGCACCCUGGUAAGGGAAAUGCAGAUGAAGUUGACGGGAUCAGAUCGGAAGAUGUGGCUUGUCUCAUUUGCCAGGAACUUUUGUUUGACCCAUCGGUCCUGAAUUGUGGCCAUGUUUACUGCAUGCCAUGUUUAACAUCUGUGGGUGGAGAGGAACUUGAAUGCCAAUUUUGUGGAGCUCCACAUCCCGCUGAACCUACAGUAUGCUCAAAUCUGAAGAACUUUCUGAAACAUCGCUUCGAAGAACUGUAUAACUCAAGGCAAGAGAAAAGUUCAGGUGUUCCAAGCAGGAAGGAAGGCACUCGCAAAGGGAAACCUUCAGAGAUAUUGCAUACCCACGUUGGGGUGGGCUGUGAUGGUUGCGGGGUCUUCCCAAUCCAAGGGAGAAGAUACUCAUGCAAGGAGUGUGAGGCACCAGGUUUAGAUCUGUGCGAGAAAUGCUUCAUGACAGGAUCUACUGCAGAGGGACGCUUUGAUCAGAAGCAUACUGCAGAUCAUGACAUGGAACUGGAUGACUCAUUCCUUUUCCCCAACUUAGUGGAUUACAUGGAUGACCUAUAUAUCGAUAUGACUUGAGUGAGGGGUGGACGGUGCUGAACAUGAGGCAGUGGAAAUAGGGAAUGAGCGGUGAGAGUAGAGGACUAACCACCGUUGAAGGUGUAACUUUUGUCUAGAAUUCAAUAUGUAGAUUUACAAAUGCUGCAUCUGCGGUUUAACUCUCGGACAAAUUUAUUACAACGUUUGGUGCUGUGAGACCCAUGAUAAUUUGGGCGUUUGCACGAGUCCGUGUGCUUUUGUUGGAUUCGAUUGACUGAUCGGAGUCAGACAUCCAUGCCGACCUCUAUCUACUUGUACCGAUGUAGUGCCAAUUAUUUUUCCAUGCCAGAACUACUGCUUACCGUUGUCAA